GUGUGUGUGAGUGAAAAUCUGAAGCGUUCUCUUGUCUUCCUUCACAGAUCUAACAGGGAAAGCCUUCAGUUUUCCAUAUACCGCUACUUUUGGCCGUGUGAACCUGACGUCUGAUCAACACAAUUACCUGAAAGACUUCACCCUCUGCUUCCAGUAUCAAACCAGUGCUGGAUUCACCACUACGUUCUUCAGUCUCCACCCCGCUCCCGACUCCUGCAGUUUUAGCAUGAACAGGAACUACGAUCGGCAGUACAAACUCUACGCUUGCGGCAACACUGUGUCCUUCUGCUGCGCUUCGGAGUUUCAGGACUUUCCCGGCUGGGUCCGGAUCUGCGUUACCUGGGACUCUCAUAUGAGGGUGGCUCAGGUGUGGGAGAACGGGAACGGGAGCGUGCGGAAAGGGCUGGACCGACCCAUUUCGGUUCCGGAGCAGGGAUCCCCCAACGUCAUACUGAAUUCCGGGAGCGUCCCGUUCCAAAUCUCGGACCUCAACUUGUGGGAUCGUGAGCUGAUGCCUUGGGAAAUACGCAACCCCGGUGCGGGCAACGUGUUGAGCUGGGAGUCGGCGCGGUACUCUACGAGCGGAGUUACCAUUCUGGAAACUAAGAGAUAGAGCUGAUUACAGUCCGGCUGAGACUCGGCAAAAGCUCGAUUCUUUUUCAAGGCACGGGGGAGUGAACCAACGUAGAUCAAAUUGUAGUUUUUUCGUUUUGUUUUGUUAGUCUGUCAGUUUAAAUUUUCAAUAAAGCUGCAAUUGCACCUAAGGAGAA
Molecule: messenger RNA, 770 nt
Organism: Polyodon spathula (Mississippi paddlefish)
Lineage: Eukaryota; Metazoa; Chordata; Actinopteri; Acipenseriformes; Polyodontidae
Product: serum amyloid P-component-like
Exons: 1
Coding region: 227-613 (128 amino acids)
Source: RefSeq, a predicted model, not a curated record